Chara braunii is the source of this 1544-nucleotide messenger RNA. Lineage: Eukaryota; Viridiplantae; Streptophyta; Charophyceae; Charales; Characeae. The record is from the annotation of a GenBank genome assembly.
GUCCGUCCUCUCUAAGCUGCGCCACCGGUAGGAGAAACGGAGGCGAGGAGAGGAGAGGAGAGAAGAGAAGACAUGGAGGAUGGAGAGAGGGAGAUGAGAGGAGCAGGUGGAGAAAGAAGGACGGAGGGAGCAGGAGUAGGAGCAGAAGCAGCAGGAGGAGGAGGAGGAGGAGGAGGAGGAGGAGGAAGGGGGGGUGAAGAAAUCGAAAUGGACGAAGAGAAGACCGCCAUAGCCAGCUGCUAUGAGGGGAUCGUCAUAGCCAGCAAGGAUCAGAGAGACCAAGAGCUCUCUUGUCUGGGCCAAGCCAACGACCUUCUCAUGCGAUUCUGUGUUCUCCAGAGGCUUUACGCGGAAUUCGAGGAGGCCAAUACGCCGAGUCUGAGAGAGAAGAGAGCCAGAGGAGGUGGGUUUGGGAGAUCGUGGGAGGAAGACUCAGAUUCCGGAGAUCUCGAGCUCACACUGGAAGACGGCCAGUUCGAAGAAGAUACUCAGUCUGUCGAAACUUCUAGAAGAAGAAGAAGAAGAUUCGGUGAAAUCUUCGAGCAACGCGAUGGAGGGAAAGAGGAGGAGGAGGAGGAGGAGGAGGAGGAGGAAGAGAAGGAGGAGUUUGAUGAGCAGAAAGAGGGAGAGAGUGAGGAAGUCAAAGUCAACGCUCCUGCUGCUGACUAUGGUGAAACUCUGACAAAGUCAAAGUCAACGGAAAUCGAGCUUACGGAGGCUGCAGGUUGGGCAACCCCGAGUGCAAACCCGAGGUUAAGGGAGCGCGCCGCCUCCGCCGCCGCCGCUGCUGCUGUGCAGAUUUCCCGCGCUCCCAUGAAGAGUGUGUGCAGAAGGUCAAAAGUCAACGGGCAUUUUGACCACCAGCCCCCGACGAUCAACCAUCAUAUUUCUUCCCGAAGAGCGAUGGCAGCCCAGAGGGAGGGGGGUUUCCAGAGAGAGAGAGAGCUGACUCGUGUCAGCUACGCGCGCACGAUUGUCAUCCUGCUGGCCGCUUUCCUCGUCUACGUGGCAGCCUGGAAACUGGUGGAGGACCAAGAGAGGAGGUGCAACCUGGGUGGGGACACGUGGAGAUAGAGCGUUGACCAGGUUCAGGCAGCGCACAACGUUGACCAGUUUCUUGCAAAACAUGGAGAUGGGGCGUUGACCAGGUUCAGCCCGAAUGCAUCGUUGACCAGGUUCAGCCCGAAUGCAUCGUUGACCAGGUUCAGCCAGAAUGCAUCGUUGACCAGGUUCAGGCAGCGCACAACGUUGACCACUUUCGUGCAACACAUGGAGAUGGAGCGUUGACCAGGUUCAGUCAGAAUGCAUCGUUGAGUCGACGUUGACCAGGUUCAGGCAGCGUACAACGUUGACCAGGUUCUUGGGACGCGUGGAGAUGGAGUGAUGACCAGGUUCACCCCGCGUACAGCGUUGAGCGGGUUCAGCCAGCAGGCUGCUCGAACGAUAGCCGCAUAUUUGAGCAGGUUCAGCUUGGAGGUGGGUGGUAGACCAGGAGAGGACGUAGCCGGGAAAGGAGGGCUGGGUAAUCAAUACUAAUCAUUGCC